Molecule: messenger RNA, 2065 nt
Organism: Oenanthe melanoleuca
Lineage: Eukaryota; Metazoa; Chordata; Aves; Passeriformes; Muscicapidae
Product: leucine-rich repeat transmembrane protein FLRT1-like
Exons: 5
Coding region: 170-2065 (631 amino acids)
Molecular function (GO): protein binding
Source: RefSeq, a predicted model, not a curated record
CCGCCGCCGCCUUCCCACGCCCGCAGCCGCCGCCGCCGCCGGGCCCGCACGCGCCGCCCGGUACCACCCGGGGCCCCCCCGGCGGGGCGGGGGGGCCAUGGAGCCCCGGGGCCGGUAGCCACGGCCUGGCGCCAGGAGAAGAGAGAGGAGCCAGGACACCCCUCCACCCAUGGCCCCCCCUCCCCCUUCCCUGCCCGUCCCUCCCGUACCGCGGGCACCGCGGCGGGGGCCACCGGGGCUGCUGACCGCCGUGGCCACCAUCACCCUGCUGGCCAUCGCCACCCGCGGCGGCGCCUGCCCGGCCGUUUGCCGCUGCUCGGGCGGCCGCGUUUACUGCAACGACCGCGGGCUGACGGCCGUGCCCGAGGGGCUCCCGCCCGGGGCCACCACGCUGUUCCUGCAGAACAACCGCAUCGGCGACGCGGGGAUCCCGGCGCGGCUGGGCCGGCUGCCGGCGCUGCGGGUGCUGUACCUGUACGCCAACGCGCUGGAGCAGCUGCCCGCUCACCUGCCGCCCGCGCUGCGGGAGCUGCACCUGCAGGAGAACAACGUGCGCGGGCUGUGCCGCCGGGCGCUGGCCCGGGCGCCGCUGCUCGAGCGGCUGCACCUGGACGAUAACUCGGUGUCGGCGGCCGGUAUCGAGGAGGACGCGUUCGCCGAGAACCGCCGGCUGCGCCUCCUCUUCCUCUCGCGCAACCACCUGAGCAGCGUCCCCGCGGGGCUGCCGCCGGCGCUGGAGGAGCUGCGGCUGGACGACAACCGCAUCCACACCAUCCCCCUGCGCGCCUUCGAGGGGCUGCCCGCGCUGCGGCGCCUGGUGCUGGACGGGAACCUGCUGGCGAACCAGCGCAUGGCCGACGACACCUUCAGCCGCCUGGGCAACCUCAGCGAGCUCUCGCUCGGCCGCAACGCGCUGGCGGCUCCGCCGGCCAACCUGCCCCGGGCUCGGCUCCGCCGCCUCUCGCUGGCCGCCAACGCCAUCAGCCACGUGCCGGCCGGAGCGCUGGCCAGGAUGAGGGCGCUGGAGCGGCUGGACCUGUCGGACAACAACCUGACCACGCUGCCCAGGGGGCUCUUCGACGACCUGGGCAGCCUGAGCCACCUGGGGCUGCGGAACAACCCCUGGUUCUGCGGCUGCAACCUGGCGUGGCUGCGGGACUGGCUGCGGCGCCGCGCCCCGCCGCGCCUGGAGGUGCGGGGCUUGCUGUGCCAGGCCCCGGCGCGGCUGCGGGGGCUGCCGGUGGGCGAGCUGCGGGGCGAGAUGGACGCGUGCGACAGCGCGGCCCCUGCCCCGGCCCCGGCGGCGGGGGGAGGAACGGGAGGGGGCGCGUCCCCCGCUGUCGCCGCCGUGUCGCCCGCCGUCGCCGUGUCGCCGGGAGGAGCCGCCGCCGCCACGCCGGGGCUGUGGGUGCAGGCGGCGCCGGGAGGGGCCCUGCGGGUCCGGUGGCCGCCGGCUCCUCCCGGGGCGUCGCUGAGGCUGAGCUGGCUGCGGCCCGGGGGGGGAGCCGUGACCGAGACCUUGGUGCGGGGCGAGCGCGGCGAGUACGUGGUGCGGGCUCUGCAGCCCCGAGCCCCGUACCGGGUGUGUCUGGCCGCCCUGGAGCCCCCCGCCGCUCCCCCGCUCUGUGCCCAGGCCCGGGCGGGGGCCGGGGACCCCCCCCAGGCCGCCCCUCCCGGUGAUGCCGCCCCCCCCGCGCUCCCCCCGGCGGCGGCGCUGGGGGCGGCGGCGGCGGCGGCGCCGCUGCGCGCCCCCGAGGAGGGGGGGAUCCGCACCGUGUACCCCCCCCCGCCCCCACCGCCCCCGCUGCCCCCCCCCGGCGUGCGGGGCUACCGGGGGGGGCAGGUGCCCCAUGCGCCGCUCGCAGCCAAUGGGAGAAGGGGAAAUUUCCAGAAGUCCCAGCGGAGCCCAACCAAUGAGCUCCCAGCGCCGGGAGGCUCCACCAAUGGGAAGGCGCGGGGGCGGGCGCUGCUGCCGGCUUCCGCCGGGGGCGGGUCCGGGAGGGGGCGGGCCCCGCUGCGAGCAGCAGCCAAUGGGAAGGCGGCAACGCGGGGCCGCAGCCAAUAG